This is a messenger RNA of Anguilla rostrata (American eel), 1402 nucleotides long. Its product is annotated as anterior gradient protein 2 homolog. The coding region runs from base 95 to 631 and encodes 178 amino acids. The transcript is spliced from 8 exons. Gene Ontology annotation, cellular component: endoplasmic reticulum. Lineage: Eukaryota; Metazoa; Chordata; Actinopteri; Anguilliformes; Anguillidae. The record is from RefSeq and is a predicted model, not a curated record.
CAGGUGCAGUGCCAGGGAGAGCAAUACGAACAGGACCCAGACUUUAUCACCAGAGGGAAGAAACAGGUGGCUCUGAGAACAGCGCACGGCGAACAUGAACAAGCUGCUUCUGUCCGUGUGCCUGAUCCUGGCGGUCGUGGCGGCUUCGCUGGGGAAACCGGAGAGGAAAAACGAAAAGGAAAAGGAAAAGGAAAAGGAAAAGGAAAAGAAAAAGCGCGUUCCCCAAACUCUCUCCAGAGGUUGGGGCGACCAGCUGAUCUGGGCCCAGACCUAUGAAGAAGCGCUGUACAACGCCAAAACCAGCAACAAGCCCCUGAUGGUCAUCUUUCACCUGGAGGACUGUCCACACAGCCUAGCUCUUCUGAAGGCCUUUGCCAACAGUGCAAAGCUCCAGAGUUUGGCAGACAAGCACUUCAUCCUUCUCAAUCUUGUGUUUGAAACCACGGAUAAUCAUCUCUAUCCCGACGGUCAGUAUGUACCCAGGAUCCUGUUUGUCGAUCCUUCCAUGACGGUCAGAGCUGACAUCACAGGGCGAUAUUCGAACCGCAUGUACGCCUACGAGCCCUCUGACAUUGGCCUGUUGAUCGAGAACAUGCAUAAGGCCUUGAAACCAAUAAAGGGUGAGCUUUGAGGACUGUGACCUUUGACUUGCGCCCUUUGUCCUCGGGUGUCUCCAGAAUGCCUUGGAGUGGAGGGGAGGGGGUGGAGUGAUGAUGUCAUACCCUGAUGUGUAAGCCACGCACUGAAACGCUGUGUCCAGAGCCUCACGCGACACGGCUCUCUUUCGCUGUGGCACUGUCCUUGCUUCCUUGUGUUUCUGUGGUUUUCUUAUAAUGUUGAGGAUCCUGUUGUCUUUUUAAUAAACACAGCUAUUGUAAAAUAAAUAAAUAAAUGAAUUAAGUUUUUUUUUUAAUUAAUUAAUUUUUUUUUUUUGGCUCAUGUGAGCCCAGCAUCUGAAAACUGGUUCAAACUAGUUGUUGUCAGACAACCCUUGUCCUGUUUGUGGCAAUCAUGCACAUAUGAUGUAAUCAGCACUGGACCAAUCACGACACAGAGCCAGCAAGCAAAUGUAUGGUUUACACUGCAGUCCACCAAUGCCUGCUUAGAAAAGGUUGCCAUGUAUUACUUUCUUCGAUAUCUAUCAUCAACACUGUCUGCAUCAUCAUAGUUCAUAGCAGGAAAAAAACUUUAGCUACAAGUUACAAAGCUUCUAUUGGAGGUUUCAAGCUGUGGUUGGGGAACUUGCAACACAGGAUUAAGGAAAAACGAUGCUUAAGGCAAUAAUCAGUAUUCAUUGAUUUUGAUUUGAAGUUUUUUUUCAGUUUUUGUAUGUGACACUAUAGCCUUAUAUAUGGUGUUUUUAUUCUAAAUUCAUUUUACAUAUUAAAUUGCUUCAAUCUCC